CACUCUUUGGGGAGCCCUUUACUGAAAUUGGGUGGAUCACAAAUCUUUCCAUCAGCGAUCGGCAUAGAUCUCAGUCUGCAAUUUCAUUCUAGUCGAUCGAGGUCCCUCCAUUUCUUUCAGAGUCCCCCGACCUCUGAGAUCUCGCAAGUCAUUUCGUGUAACCAAUCCGGAAAAGCAGAACAACAGACAUGAACCAGUUGCCAUCAAGGAGUUGGUUUUGUUUCUUCGUUUUCUCCGCCUCUCUCAUCCUACUCUCUUUCUGCGUCCCUCUGAUUGCCGCUCAAGAAAGUGGAAGUGAUGAUUCAAAUGCCUCAAUCAUUGAUCUGGGCCGACGUAGUAAAAUGCUUGUAGACAAAAUCAAGACUGGCCUUGUCACAGAAAAGAAAGAUCCCGAUUCUCUUAAUCUUGGUGUGGAAUUGGACUCUGGUCUUGGAGUCUUUGAUGCUUUCUUUGCAAGUUUUUCCAUGAUACUUGUCAGCGAGCCUGAGACUUUCAAAUUAAGGUCUUGGUCAUUACUGAUUACUAGUACGUACCCCAUUGGAGAUGAAACUUUUAUUAUAGCAGCUCUGAUGGCAAUGCGUCACCCCAAAUCAAUUGUCCUGUCAGGUGCACUAAGCGCCUUGUUUGUGAUGACAAUACUUUCGACUGGUCUUGGGAGGAUUGUUCCAAAUCUGAUAUCAAGGAAGCAUACAAAUAGUGCAGCUACAGCUGGAGCAACUGGAAUGAUAUUAUUGAAAAAUAAGGAUGCUGGAGGAUCACUGUAUCUGGGUGAUAAAAUUGAUCCUGACUAUGCUUUUCAGGUAGAAGAGAAGCUCGAGUCUGGACAGGGGAAAACGACAUUGCGACGUUUCUUUUCGAGAUUUUUUACACCAAUAUAUUUAGAGUCCUUCAUCUUGACGUUUUUAGCCGAGUGGGGUGACCGUAGUCAGAUAGCAACGAUUGCGCUAGCCACACACAAAAAUGCUGUGGGAGUUGCUGUAGGGGCCACCAUUGGUCAUACAAUUUGUACAUCAUUGGCUGUGAUUGGUGGAAGCAUGCUGGCAUCAAAGAUCUCUCAGCGUACGGUUGCCACAAUCGGAGGGCUGCUUUUUCUCGGCUUUUCAUUGUCUUCCUACUUUUAUCCUCCUCUAUGAUACUAUUCUAAGUCCCCCAUGAUAAUGAUCUGCAAAUGCUAAAAAGUUCAGGCGAUUAUGUUGAAUGUUUGAUUGAUUGCAAUCACUGUUGAAUUCUUAGCUAUUGUGUUUUUGUAUAGGAAGUGUAAUGCUUUACUGGAUGUUUCAAGUAUUUGACUGUUAUAGACGUCAGCUAUCUAGAAAAGUAGAAUUCAACUUUUGACUCGAUAUAUUGGACUCCGCAUGCAAAUGAUAUAUGCAACAAAUAUUUUGAGAUUAA
Striga asiatica is the source of this 1392-nucleotide messenger RNA. The record is from the annotation of a GenBank genome assembly. NCBI's taxonomy places the organism in Eukaryota, Viridiplantae, Streptophyta, Magnoliopsida, Lamiales, Orobanchaceae.